GGCACUCACCCGGGGCACCCACCCGGGGCAUUCACUCAGGGCACCACAGGCACUCUGUGGCACCCACCCGGGGCACUCACCCUGGGCACCCACCUGGGCACUCACCCAGGGCACCACCAGGGCACUCACCAGGGUAUCCAGGGGUACCCACCAGGGGCACCACCCAGGGCACUCACCCAGGGCACCCACCAGAGCACUCACCCGGGGCACCCACCAGGGCACCACCCGGGGGCACUCAUCAGGGGCACCCACCAGGGGCACCCACAGGCAUCACCCAGGGCACUCACCGAGGCACCCACCAGGGUCACCCAUCAGGGCACUCACCGGGGCACCUACCGAGGCACCCACCGAGGCACCCACCGGAACAUUCACCGUGUCACCCAACAGGGUACUCACAUGGAACCCACCAGAGUGCUCACCCGUGGCACCCACCAGGGGCACUCACCCGUGUCACCCACCAGGGGUGCUCACCUGGUGUCACCCACUAGGGGGGUACUCACCCGUGUCAUCCACCAGGGGUACUCACCCGUGGCACCCACCAGGGGUUCUCACCCGUGUCACCCACCAGAGGUACUCACCGUGUCACCCACCAGGGUACUCACCGUGUCACCCACCAGGGGUCUCACCUGUGUCACCCACCAGGUACUCAUCCGUGUCAUCCGCCAGAGUACUCACCCGUGGCACCCACCAGGGUACUCACCCGUGUCACCCACCAGGGGUACUCAUCCGUGUCAUCCGCCAGGGGUACUCAUCCGUGGCACCCACCAGGUGUACUCACCGUGUCACCCACCAGGUGUGCUCACCCGUCACCCACCGGUACUCACCUGUUUCACCUACCAGAACACUCACCUGUGUCAUCCACCAGGGUACUCACCCGUGUCAUCCACCAGGGUUACUCACCCGUGGCACCCACAGGGGUUCUCACCCGUGUCACCCACCAGGGUUCUCACCCGUGUCACCCACCAGUGUGCUCACCCGUGGCACCCACCAGGUGUGCUCACCCGUGUCACCACCAGGGGUACUCACCCGUGGCACCCACCAGGUGUGCUCACCCGUGUCACCCACCAGGGGUACUCACCUGUUUCACCUACCAGGAACACUCCCUGUGUCCUCCACCAGGGUACUCACCCGUGUCAUCCACCAGGGGUGCUCACCCGUGGCACCACCAGGUGUACUCACCCGUGUCACCCACAGGGGGUACUCACCUGUUUCACCUACCAGGAACACUCACCUGUGUCAUCCACCAGGGUACUCACCGUGUCAUCCACCAGGGGUACUCACCCGUGGCACCACCAGGGGUACUCACCCGUGGCACCCACCAGGGGUACUCACCCGUGUCACCAACCUGGGUCGCAGGACACACCAGGACACCGGUAG
This is a messenger RNA of Homarus americanus (American lobster), 1377 nucleotides long. Its product is annotated as extensin-like. The annotation marks the transcript as partial. The record is from RefSeq and is a predicted model, not a curated record. NCBI's taxonomy places the organism in Eukaryota, Metazoa, Arthropoda, Malacostraca, Decapoda, Nephropidae. The transcript has 2 exons.